Molecule: messenger RNA, 657 nt
Organism: Angiostrongylus costaricensis
Lineage: Eukaryota; Metazoa; Nematoda; Chromadorea; Rhabditida; Metastrongylidae
Source: the annotation of a GenBank genome assembly
UACACUGAUCCUUGCAGGAACAAUCACUUAUCGUACACAGUUUUCCUCUUUGGUUAUGCUUAUAUCUACAAACAGACAUUUGCGAUACCAGGAUCGUUUUUCUUGAAUCUUCUUGCUGGAGCACUUUUCGGCGUGUUUGUUGGUUCUAUUCUCGUCUGCAUAUUGAAUCCUAUUGGUGCAUCAGGAUGCUUUCUAUUAUCUGCAGUUUUUAUGCAACCAAUCAUAGAUCGAUUCUUCUUGCAUCGACUGCUGACCCUUCGGAGAAAGGUCGCAUCGGAACGAGAGCGCUUGUUUCUGUUCCUGGUUGGCACACGAGUCCUUCCUUUUUGUCCCCACUGGCUUCUGAAUAUCUGUUCGCCAUUCAUGGGUGUGUCCUUGCUCAUGCACGCAACUACGAUCCUACUAGGCGAGUUUCGCGUUGAGUUGUGGUGUUAUCACGAGUCAGUUUGCUUUGUUCUAGGUCUGAUUCCUUACAAUGUGUUAUGUGUUCGAGCUGGUCGUUUGUUAGUUGAUCUGAACACGAUUCAUGACGUCUUGGAUCUGCAGACAAUCGCCGAACUGCUAGCAGUGGCGAUUUUGCUAAUCUCCAUUGGAUUUUUCUCAAAACGACGACAAAAUAAUGAUGACGAAUUGCAGUCCUCGUCUACUAAGUCAUGA